AUGUCUUUGUCCCAAUGGAAAUUAGACUAUAGUCAUUCUUCGAGAAAUUGCCGAACAUCGGACAAUUCUUUCAAUCCACCCGGUUUUUAUUCAACAUCGGCCGCAAUUCAACACAAUAUUGAAAACGAAAAUUCAGCCAAUCAACAAGAGCAUUUGGCAAGAAAAAGAGCAUGGGAUACUGCAAUUGGACCAGUCAAAAGUCUGCCAAUGAAUAUGUUUAUGAUGUAUAUGGCUGGUGGUGGAGUGAGUUGUUAAUUGAAAUUAAUCAAUAAAAAGGAAAUUAAUUGAUUUGGGGAUUUUUCAGGUAUCGAUUUUCCCAAUUAUGAUGGUUGGAAUGAUGUUGUGGAGACCUUUCAAGACACUGCUUUCGGUUAACACGAUUUUCAAGCCUUUAGAGGUAAUUUUUUUUGAACAAUGUUGAAAUGACGUGGAUAGUUUUAGAAUUUACGGCUCAAAAAAUGGCGAAAACUGUCGUUCAAAAAAAAAUAUUAAAUUUGACUCGAAAAAUUUCACAUUUGAAAUUGUUUUCUAAAAAAUUCAAACUCCACGUGGCAAAAUCUCGCGAAAUUCAAUAAAAAUUUUCCAGUCGCCGGCCACUGGUUCAAUGAUUCUUCACAAAAUCAUCUUCGUUCUCGGAAACAUCGGAGCCAUCUGUUUGGGUGUCUACAAAGUUCACACAAUGGGUCUUCUUCCAAACACACCAUCUGAUUGGCUCGAAUUCAUUCCACAAGCUGGUCGAGCACAAUACAGUAUAGUCGAUGACACGUAUUUCUAG
Caenorhabditis angaria is the source of this 775-nucleotide messenger RNA. NCBI's taxonomy places the organism in Eukaryota, Metazoa, Nematoda, Chromadorea, Rhabditida, Rhabditidae. The record is from the annotation of a GenBank genome assembly.